AUGACGGUCGAAGGUGUUAUGGUGUCCUACAACUAUUCGGACAACGCGGAACACUCGAACAUACUGACAGUAUCAGCGUCAGGGAUAAAGUUCUCAAAGCGAUGGGUUCUCACGCACGGAUCAAUAUUAUCGCCUCUAAAACAGGCCAAUGUUAUCAAAAACGCUAGAGGAAAACCGAUUUUGAACGACGAAUUCUAUGACAACCUUCCGGAGAUAUACGUCACGUGUGAGAAAGUUAAACCAAAGACACCGAACAUGUACGAGAAACUGGAGAUCCUGAGUAGAGAGAGGUCGUUUGACAAUGAUGACCUGGAACAUAGCAGCUAUCAAGUUAGAGUGCUCACUGGAAGGAUAUGCCACGUAUGGCAGUGUCCGGUGCUGGAUCGCUGCGUGGACAACAUCCUGUACAGCUGGACCAUCGGCCACCGGGACGGAGACCAGGAGAAGCAGACGCAGCUGGGGAAGGCGCUGCUGUCUGUGUUCGUGUUGGUGGACCUGGAAACAGAUGACAGAGACUUCAGGAUCCUCCGUCCGUUAUCUGAGCUCCUCGACAUGUGUCAGUCUCCGCCCGACCGAGGCACCACCAUCGACAUACACUCCACGCCCUUUGGAUGUGAGGUGUUCCUGAACGCGGUCACUCGUGGCUCUGUGUGUGGUGUCGUAGGUAAACGACCGUCUCUCUUACUAACAGACGCGGCCACCGCUUUAGGCUCGGAAGGAGGACCCGUAUUUACUACGGGACCCAACAACUCCUUGGUGGGCGCGGUAGUAUGUUCCGUGUCGUGGUGGCGCGGGGAGUGGGUCGGUCUCACUCUAGCCGCUCCUCUCAAGUCCGUGCUCGCUGCUAAGCUGAGGGUUCAACAACCGCUACCUACUAGAACACCGCCGUCUCCGCUGUACGUUAGGAUACUAGAACUGAUCGACCGCAGUACUAUGUUGGUGCGGUGCGGCGCGGCCUGGGGCGCCGGGCUCUACCUGGGGGGAGGGCACGUGCUCACAUGCGCACACGUCGUCAAACAUCACUCAACUCACAAAGUGUCGGUAUACUGUGACAACGUGAAGCAGUUUGCGUCGGUCCGCUACAAGACCAAGGACGACCGGGCGUACGACCUCGCGCUGCUGUACGUGUCGCCCGCACACUCUACACACAUGCUGCCCGCGGUGUUCGCUGAGGACACAGCGCAGAAAGGCGAAUCAGUACUAGCGGCGGGGUUCCCAUACUUCAACGAGACCAACCUGGAGCAUCUAAAACCGACGGUGACCAGCGGCCACGUGAACAACGUGUCCCCCUCACUUAUACAGACCACCUGCUGUGUGCAGUCGGGCUUUAGCGGAGGUCCAAUAUUCCGUAUAACCAAGGAGCUGAAAGUUGAGGUAUUGGGUACGAUCGUGUCUAACGCUAAGACGGAGACGGGGGCCAGCUACCCGUACAUCAACAUGGCCGUACCUACUAAGGCGUUCAUUAGACUCGUACAACACUUCAUAUUGGAGAGGGAUGAGAAUGUCCUCUCCCAAAUUGAAAACAAAAAAGAUAUGAUCCAGUCACAGUGGAGGUUGCUGCCUUAUAGAUCUAAGAUAUGA
Molecule: messenger RNA, 1581 nt
Organism: Danaus chrysippus (African queen)
Lineage: Eukaryota; Metazoa; Arthropoda; Insecta; Lepidoptera; Nymphalidae
Source: the annotation of a GenBank genome assembly